AUGUCUACACCCUCCCUCCCUUCCCCCCUCCCUCCCUCCCUCCCUCCCUCUUUCUUUCCCUCGUUCUCUCGUUCCCUCGUUCUCUCGUUCCCUCGUUCCCUCUUUCCCUCCCUCUUUCCCUAUUUCCUUCCCUCUUUCUCUCCCUCCCUCUUUCCCUCUUUCCCUCCCUCUUUCUCUCCCUCCCUCUUUCCCUCUUUCCCUCCCUCGUUCCCUCCCUCCCUCGUUCCCUCCCUUGUUCCCUCCCUCGUUCACUCCCUCCCUCGUUCCCUCUCUCGUUCCCUCCCUCCCUCUCCACCUCCCUCCCUCUCUACCUCCCCACCUCCCUACCUCCCCCUCUCUCUAGCUCCCUCCCUCCCUUCCCCCCUCCCUCCCUCCCUCCCUCCCUGCCUUCCUCCCUCCCUCCCUCCCUCCCUCCCUCCCUCCCUCCCUCCCUCCCUCCCUCCCUCCCUCCCUCCCUCCCUCCCUCCCUCCUUCUUUUCCUCGUUCCCUCUUUCCCUUGUUCCCUCGUUCCCUCUUUCCCUCUUUCCUUCUUUCCCUCCCUCGUUCCCUCUCUCCCUCCCUCUUUCUUUCCCUCCCUCUUUCUUUCCCUCCCUCUUUCCCUCGUUCCCUCCCUCUUUCUUUCCCUCCCUCUUUCCCUCGUUCCCUCCCUCCCUCCCUCCCUCCCUCCCUCCCUCCCUCCCUCCCUCCCUCCCUCCCUCCCUCCCUCCCUCCCUCCCUUCCUCCCUCCCUCCCUCCCUCCUUCUUUCCCUCGUUCCCUCGUUCCCUCGUUCCUUCUUUCCCUCCCUCUUUCCCUCUCUCCCUCCCUCUUUCUUUCCCUCCCUCUUUCCCUCGUUCCCUCCCUCUUUCUUUCCCUCCCUCUUUCCCUCGUUCCCUCCCUCUUUCUCUCCCUCCCUCGUUCCCUCUUUCCCUCCCUCGUUCCCUCCCUCCCUCGUUCCCUCCUUCCAUCUUUCUCUCCCUCGUCCCCUCCCUCCCUCCCUGCUUACUUCCCUACCUCCCUGCUUUCCUCCGUGCUUACCUCCUAGCGUCCCUCCCUCCUUCCCUCCCUCCCUUCCUGCCUACCUACCUACCACCCUCCCUGCUCGUCUCCCUCGCUCCCUGCUUCCUUCCCGCUCUCCCUGUUUCCCUCCCUUCCUCCUCCCUCCCCUCCCUCCCUCCCCCCCCCUCCCUCCCUCCCUCCCUCCCUCCCUCGCUCCCUCCCGUCCCACCUUCCUCCGUUGCUCUCUUCCUCCAAUAUUUCUCCCUCCCUCCCUGCCUUUCUUACUCUCUCCCCUCCAAUCUCUCUCCCUACCUACCUACCUACCUACCCACCUACCUACCUACCCACCUACCUACCUACCCACCUACCUACCUACCCACCUACCUACCAACCCACCUACCUACAUACCUACCUACCUGCCUGCCUGCCUACCUACCUACCUACCUACCUACCUACCUACCUUCCUACCCACCUACCUACCUACCUACCUCCCUACCUACCUAACUACCUACCUCCCUCCAUCUCCCCCUCCCUCGCUUCCUCCCUCCCUCCCCCUCCCUCCCUCCCCCUACCCUCCUCCCUCCCUCCCUCCCCCUACCCUCCUCCCUCCCUCCCUCCCCCUACCCUCCUCCCUCCCUCCAUCCCUGCCUUCAUCCCUCCUUCCCUCUCUUCAGCCUUUCUUUCUCUCAGUUACCGUUCACACCCCUCUCCUUCGAUCUCUCGUGUCUCUUCCCCUCACUUACUUCUUUUCUACUAAUGUGACAAAGGCUGAAAGCAAGGCAUACUACCGCUGCAUAUCAAGCCUUCCCUGCUACAGCCACGCCGGCUCGCCUCCCUGCCCGGCCCGCAAGCAUAUCGACUUUGACGCUCACCAGCAGUUCUCCUCGCGCGCUCGCAGCACCAAGGCAUCGUGUGGUGGGGCUGCAGGGCUCGCGAGCAAUGCAGUGCAAGCAUCGUGUGGUACGGCUGCAGGGAGCGAUGCAGUGCGUGCCAUGUGUGGUGGGGCUGCAGGGAUCGUGAGCGAUGCAGUGCAAGCAUCGGAUGAGGCGGCUGCGCCGACAGCUGUGACGUCCUCUGGAAGUGAGAACGGUGGAAGUGAGAACGGUGCUGUGCCUCUGCUGCCUUCGUUACCUCUACUGCCUUCGUUGCCUCGAUGUGACACGGCGCUGAGCUCCUGGUGCGCCUGGCAGCAGGGAGAACUCUCUCUGGGGCUUUCUUCCACGCCUGCUAAGGGAUCCUUGGCUUGUGAUCGGACUGAGCAACGAGCAGAAUCACGUGGCGCUGCUUCCGAGACGUCUCACAAGUACCUGGGGCUUUCUUCCACGCCGGCUAAGGGGUUGGUGCAUUGCGAUCGGAUUGAGCAACGAGCAGGAUCAUGUGGCGCUGCUUUCGAGACAUCUCAGAAGUACUCGGGGCUUUCUUCCACGCCGGCUAAGGGAUUUGUUGCUUCCAAACGCAGAGUCAGUUUUCUAGGAGGUUCGGGAGUUGAGAGGCCUUCCCAGCUGAGCUUGGGGGAAGGUGGGGGGAAUCAAGAAGAGGCAAGGAGUGCUGGGAAUGGCUGUGAGGGGUUGGGAUUCAGAAAUGUUUUUUCAGCUAGUGAAGCAGCUGAGCAUUUGGUCAAGAGGACUGUUGGAACAACCUCAGAUGCUGCAGCUGGUCCAGUUGAUUUCAGAGUUGAUCCUAGAAGCAAUGUUGAGGAGUUUUUCCAGGUGAAUCUGGUAGAAGGGGAGGGACAUAGGCAAGAGACAAAGAGUGGUGGGAACGUGUCAGAGGGUUGGGGAGCUGGAGAGGCCUUUUCAACUGGUGGUGCAGCUGAACCUUCACUCAAGAGGUCGCCUGAAACAAUCUCGAAUGCUGCGGUUAGUCCAGCUGGUCACAGGAAUUGUCUUCUAGCAGCCUGGGAUGACAUUGACGAGUUUUGCCAGAUGGCCUUGGUGCAAGGCCUGGAGAAGCGUGAGGAGUUACGGAAUGGCAGCAGCGGCAGGGAGGUGAAGGUUGAGAGGGUGGUUCGUGAUAAUGAAGGAGAGGAGGUGAGGGUUGUGCGCGCCGGUAGGAGUGCUUCGGCAAGUAGUACGGCACCAGUGGAUCAUGAAGCGGAUAACGAAGAAUGUAAAACUAGCCAUAGGCCGCACGUGUGGGAGGUGGAGAGUGGCUGUGAGAAAGAGUGUAGGAAGGGAAGCAGAAAGAGAAAGCUGGAGAGUGGGGAUGAUUUGUCGCAGAGGAGUGAGGAUACUGUGCGGCCAGAGGGGAGGGUGGUCGUCUGCUGCAGGAGGGACGGGGUUGAAGCAUCUAGAGGAGUUCCCAGUGGCAGUGCAGCUGGAAGUGACAGUGCAGCAGCAACGGCAGGAGGGGGAAUGAUAGGGUUCACGGUGGGAGGAGGUCGAGGGAUCACAGCUGGUGAGAGCAACUAUGUGGCUCGUAGGGGGAGCGAUUCAGCAGAAGAAAAUGGUGCCGUCGUUGACUUUACGGACAGGAGGAGAGCAGCAGAAGCUAGUGCUCGUGGUGCAUUGCAGUGGGAAGAGGCUUCCCAGUCAAUGCUAGGGCCAGUGGCGGCACGGCAGGGGAAAGCGUUUUCUCCUGUGAAGCCAGCAACAGGUAACAGCAGUGAUGCGUGUCUCCUGAAGCAGGGGCGUGCAGGGAAUGGAGAAGCAGAAGGUGCUGCUGAAGUGUUGCAGCAGGGACUUCUGGGGUACACAAAAGAGCAGGCAGCGGAUGUUGGAGCUGAAGUGUUGCAGCAGUCAUCGCCUCUCAGAAAUGGGUCCGGCCACACCCCUUCGGCGUCCACAAGCUUCGCCGAUUCUUCGUGUACAGAGUUCGCCUCUCGUGCUGUCAACUAA
Closterium sp. Naga37s-1 is the source of this 3813-nucleotide messenger RNA. Lineage: Eukaryota; Viridiplantae; Streptophyta; Zygnematophyceae; Desmidiales; Closteriaceae. The record is from the annotation of a GenBank genome assembly.